Drosophila willistoni is the source of this 5275-nucleotide messenger RNA. RefSeq names its product homeotic protein spalt-major. NCBI's taxonomy places the organism in Eukaryota, Metazoa, Arthropoda, Insecta, Diptera, Drosophilidae. Gene Ontology annotation, molecular function: RNA polymerase II cis-regulatory region sequence-specific DNA binding; DNA-binding transcription factor activity, RNA polymerase II-specific. Gene Ontology annotation, biological process: regulation of transcription by RNA polymerase II. The record is from RefSeq and is a predicted model, not a curated record. The coding region runs from base 534 to 4667 and encodes 1377 amino acids. Gene Ontology annotation, cellular component: nucleus. The transcript has 4 exons.
UUAGUGUUGUUUUUGUUUUCAAGCAGAGAAGUCGUGCGCGGUCGAAAUUGUAGGAAAUUUCGUUCUGAAAAAAUCGAAAAAUAUUUGAAAAUAAUUCGUAUAAUUCCUAAAUAGUACGAGCUACCAUUUUGGUCAGUGUAAUUUCGACACGCGUGCUGUAACGUUCGUCGACCGAGAGAGAAGCGAGAAAAAUGCGACUGUGAGAAGAACAACGUAACGCGCGGUGCCGUCUUUAACUUCUAAUUAGAUUUGCUAUAACCAAAUCAUAAUAUCAAAUACAUCUCAUAUAUAAUGUACAUAUACGGAACCUGAAAUGUAUUCAAACAAUCAUACUACAAGUUAAUAAAAACCUUGUGCAAAUAUAUCUUUAGACGGGUACCAGGUGCCGACGGCAAAAAUAAAUAAAAGAAGAGUGUUUGUGUGUGAAAUGAAAACAAAUUGAUCACAAUUGAAUUGAAUUGAUAUCUAUGCAAAAGCGAUCGCAAACUAGCAGCGACUGUGCGACAGUGAGACAAGACUAAGCAGUACCUACUAUGUAUAUAGACAUAGCCAGUUCUGAUCAGGAAGAGAAUGGCGCUUGCUCGCCAGUGACAACAGCUACAUCUAAUGCCAGUCCCAGUCGUAGAAGUCCGCAGCGUCACUUGGACUUGGAGAUGUCAUCUAACAAUACAGUGAAAAGUAAAGAAGAAGGCGAAGAUACUAAGUUAGAGACUAAACAAUUACCAGAACAAUUUGUCGAAGAUAAUGCCAAUGUGGCGGAGGAGGAGGGGAAUAUUGAAGAUAAUAAUAACAAAGUUUCGGUCAUGACAAAGCCUGCCCUUAUAACCAGCAUGGAGGAGGGGUCCACCAGACCGAAUACACCCAAGGACAGUCAUGAAGACGCUAAGGAAAAGAAUGUGGAAGUAGACAUAGAAAUGUCUGAGCAGGAUCACGAAGAGGCAACUGCUCCAUUGAAUGCUUCAGAAAAAACAGAGAUCCCCACAUCUACCACACCAACUCCUACAUCAGUUGCGAACGCAGCAGCUGCAGCGGCUGCAGCAGCAGCAGCCUCGUCUGGAGCUGCGCCUGUCACUUUGGAGGCCAUUCAAAACAUGCAAAUGGCCAUAGCCCAAUUCGCGGCCAAGACCAUAGCAAACGGCUCCACCGGUGCCGAUAAUGAGACGGCCAUGAAGCAGUUGGCCUUUCUACAGCAGACGCUGUUCAAUCUGCAACAGCAACAACUAUUCCAGAUUCAAUUGAUCCAACAGUUGCAGUCUCAACUGGCUUUGAAUCAACAGACAAAACAGAGCGACGAGGAGGAGGAGGACGAGGAGCGGGAAAUAGAUGAAGAAGAAGAAAGAGAAGAACAGGAGACAGACACAUAUGAAGAAGAGGAGCGCAUAGCAGACAUGGAGCUACGCCAAAAAGCAGAGGCUCGCAUGGCCGAGGCUAAGGCUCGUCAGCAUUUGAUCAAUGCCGGAGUUCCCCUAAGAGAUGGAUCUCCCGUAGAGGGAGAGUCCUUAAAAAGACGAAGGCAGGAGACAGAGGCAGAAGACGGGGAGGAGGAGCGUAAAGAUGGCGAGCAACAGCCUAGUCGACGAAUUGAAUCCACCCAGGAGACUUUAGCUAAGCUCAAGGAUAUGGAGAACAUGCCGUUACCAUUUGGAUCCGAUUUGGCUUCAAGUAUCAUCACCAAUCAUGAUGAUCAUUUAGCCGCUCCAGCGAAUUCUCUCGAUCUUUUGCAGAAGCGCGCCCAAGAGGUUCUAGAUUCCGCCUCCCAAGGUAUCCUGGCCAACAAUAUGGCAGAUGAUUUUGCUUUUGGGGACAAAAAUGGCGAUGGUAAGAAUAGAAAUGAGCCCUUCUUUAAGCAUCGUUGCCGCUAUUGCGGCAAAGUGUUUGGCUCCGACUCGGCCCUGCAGAUCCAUAUACGUUCCCACACUGGAGAACGACCCUUCAAGUGCAAUGUUUGCGGCAGUCGAUUCACCACCAAAGGCAAUUUGAAAGUGCACUUCCAGAGACAUGCGCAGAAGUUUCCGCAUGUUCCUAUGAAUGCUACUCCCAUACCCGAGCAUAUGGACAAAUUUCAUCCGCCCCUGCUCGACCAGAUGUCCCCAGAUAGCUCACCCACCCAAUCACCCGCCCCCAGUUCAGCCAGUACGGCACCACAGCAACAGCAGGCCUUGCCAGUUAGCUAUUCCGCAACGCCUGCCUUCCCCGGACUGUACCGCUCACCUAUGGAUAUAUUAAAGUCGUUGGGCGGCAAUCCUGCAAAUUUGCCUCAUCCCUUUUUUCCCCAAAUGUCGCAACUGAAACCUAGCCAGGAGAUGCCUACUGAUUUGAGUAAAUCGUCAGGUCCCAGUUCACCGAGAGACGAUGAUGAAGAUAUGGUUGUUCCAGUAAAAACGGAAAUAAUCGAGGAAAAGGAAUCCAGUGAGCAGCAAAGGGAAGAAGAGGAAGCGGCUUCAAUAGCAGCAGCGACAGGAAAUGAUUCCGAGUUGGAGCCAGAGCCUCUGCCAUUAGAGGUAAGAAUCAAAGAGGAACGUGUGGAGGAAGACAGCGAAAAUGAUCGGGAAUUAGAUCGCAGAGAUUCUUCGCCUCCGCCUGCUCCUAAGUCGCCCAGUCAGCGAUCUCUUCAAAAUCCUCAUCACCACCUGCAUCAUCCCCAUCAACUGCCUCCAGCAUAUCCGCCAGUGAUGCAACCAAUACAACCUCCCGCCAUUAUAAAUCCACAACCCUCGCCAAAGUCUCAAAUGCAUUUGGAUCACUUGCCUACGCCGGGACAGUUGCCUCCUACAAUGCCGCCGCAUCGGGAGGAUUUCUUCAACGAAAGGUUUCCUCUCAAUUUUACCAGCGCCGUCGGAAGUAAAACUCUCUCACCCGAACAUCAUUCCCCUAUUCGAUCACCAGCCUCAGGACCACCGCCAAUGGGACCCCAUGGUGGUCACGCCCACAUUCCACGCUCACCCUUCUUCAAUCCCAUCAAACAUGAAAUGGCAGCUCUUCUGCCGCGUCCGCAUAGCAAUGAUAACUCCUGGGAGAACUUCAUUGAAGUCUCCAAUACAUCGGAAACAAUGAAGCUCAAGGAACUGAUGAAAAACAAGAAGAUCAGUGAUCCCAACCAGUGUGUGGUAUGCGAUCGGGUUCUGUCUUGCAAGAGUGCCCUUCAAAUGCAUUACCGUACUCAUACCGGAGAACGGCCAUUCAAAUGCCGGAUCUGCGGACGCGCCUUCACCACCAAGGGCAACCUGAAGACACAUAUGGCGGUGCACAAGAUUCGUCCUCCCAUGAGGAACUUUCACCAGUGUCCCGUCUGCCACAAAAAGUACUCGAAUGCUCUGGUAUUGCAGCAACAUAUACGCCUCCAUACAGGAGAACCCACCGAUUUAACGCCAGAGCAGAUACAGGCAGCUGAGAUCCGAGAUCCACCGCCAUCCAUGAUGCCGGGACACUUUAUGAAUCCAUUUGCUGCAGCAGCAUUCCAUUUUGGCGCCAUGCCUGGUGGCAGUCCCGGAAGCGGUGCAGGUCAAGUACCUCCUGGGAGCCAUAUGGCCGCUCAUCAUAACGGAGUCGCUUUAGGCUCGGAGUCCUCUCAGGGUGAUUUGGAUGACAAUAUGGAUUGUGGAGAUGACUUUGACGACGAUGUGUCAUCAGAGCAUUUGUCGAACAGCCAUUUGGCAGAGGAAGGUGGAGAUCGUCCACGUUCCGGGGACGAUUUUAAGUCUUUGCUCUUUGAGCAAAAGUUACGCAUAGAUGCUAGCGGAGUGGUAAACACCCAGGCCAAUUCCGUGGGUUCCACUUCGGCACCCAACAGCCCCACGUCGCAGCCAAAUCCCAGCUUAUCGCCAGCACGCUCGGAUGUGUCACAGGGUGCCCUGGAUCUAACACCACGGGCUGCUGCCGCUCCACCCUCAACUAACUUGUCCACCUCUCCGCCUUCUAGUGAUCGUAAAGACAAAACCCAGUCGCCCGUGUCUCUUCCUAUGCAUCCAGCCGAAUCCCGAAGAAGCCCAAGUGCCAGCGCUGCUCCUCUACCUCCUUCUGUGGCCUUGGAUUGCCUGCCUCCGGGAUUGCAACACCAUUUACAGCAGCAGCAUCAGCAUCUUAUGCAACAACAAGCUGCCGCUCUGCAUCAUCAUCAGAUGCAACAGCAUGCCGCCGCCUUACAUCAGCAGCAUCAAGAGCAACUGCGACGAGAGGCGCAGGAAGUGCAGCAAAAAGCGGCAGCCGCCGCGGCUGCUGCUGCCGCCGCCCAGAGACAACAGACACCCCCGCAGCCUGGCAGUCCGUCGUCCAACCAACCAACACAGCCACCUAAUCCUCUGAUGGGCGCACGACCUCCAUUUGGCAUGUUCCCAAAUCUGCCGCUAUUUCCCCCCUCAACGACUCAGAAUAUGUGCAAUGCUAUGAAUCAGAUUGCCCAGUCGGUGAUGCCAGCGGCUCCUUUCAAUCCGUUGGCCUUGAGUGGUGUUCGCGGCAGCACCACGUGCGGCAUCUGCUACAAGACAUUCCCAUGCCAUUCGGCUCUCGAGAUUCACUACAGGAGCCACACCAAGGAACGCCCAUUUAAGUGCAAUAUAUGUGAUCGCGGUUUUACCACCAAGGGCAAUCUUAAACAGCAUAUGUUAACCCACAAAAUUCGAGAUAUGGAACAGGAAACUUUUAGAAAUCGCGCAGUAAAAUAUGAAUGACUCGAGCGAUGAACGCGGUUAGGUAAAUCCCAAAUAUAAAAGAACCAAAUAUGAUCUCAAGAGGGUAAAUAAGAACCAUGAAAAGAGUAAGGCAAACGAGGAGCGGGGCUCGAAUGUUAUAAACAAAUCUUUUUCCGAUAUUUAUAAAUUGUGUUUGCCCACAAAAAUAUUAUUUGAUUGUUGUUUUUUCAAAAUCAAAAAAAAAAAAAAAAGGAAUAAGAUGGAAAUGGGCAAUGUGAAAUCUUCUUUUCAUCGAUUUUUCUUUCAUAAACAAUGUUUUUAUGAGCCCAAAAGAAGAAAUCAUAGAGGAAAUUAUCCAGAAGAAGAAACAAGAAAUGAAUCGUAUCCAAAGAUGCAUCAAAAGCAAUUUUCCUCCCAGAGCUAAACAAAACCAGACUAGAGACUGAUAGCGUUUCAUGGCCCCCCAAAAAAACCAAAAGCUAUAGAAAAACCCAACAAAAAUCGAGCAGAAUCAGAAUUCACAAAUCAGAUAUAGAGACAGAAUCAGAGGAGUACCAGAGACGGCGUAUAGUAAAAAGAAAUCAAAAUUCGAAUUUAAAACAACCAGCAACAAAAGGUAUAUACACAAUAAAUAAAUAUAUAUCUGA